This is a messenger RNA of Odontomachus brunneus, 2054 nucleotides long. RefSeq names its product V-type proton ATPase subunit d (gene VhaAC39-1). The transcript has 6 exons. The coding region runs from base 128 to 1174 and encodes 348 amino acids. Gene Ontology annotation, biological process: vacuolar transport; proton transmembrane transport; vacuolar acidification. Gene Ontology annotation, cellular component: proton-transporting V-type ATPase, V0 domain; lysosomal membrane; vacuolar proton-transporting V-type ATPase complex. Gene Ontology annotation, molecular function: proton-transporting ATPase activity, rotational mechanism. Lineage: Eukaryota; Metazoa; Arthropoda; Insecta; Hymenoptera; Formicidae. The record is from RefSeq and is a predicted model, not a curated record.
GUGGCAUACUUCGGCGCGCUCGGUCAUAUGAUCUUCGUGAAAAAGGGCGAGCUCCCGUGAGUUCCCGUUUCGAUUUUGACGGAUCUGCCUGUUGUACAGACUUGCUCGAAAAAAAUCUCGCCUCGAGAUGAAGGGCUGCAUGUUCAACAUCGACGGUGGCUACCUGGAGGGUCUGUGUCGCGGUUUUAAGUGUGGCAUACUCCAGCAGAGCGAUUAUCUAAACCUGGUUCAAUGCGAGACACUCGAAGAUCUGAAGCUGCAUUUGGCUGGUACAGACUAUGGUAGUUUCUUGGCGAAUGAGCCAUCUCCACUUUCUGUCAGUGUGAUCAACGACAAGUUGAGGGAGAAAUUAGUCGUGGAGUUCCAGCACAUGCGUAAUCAUUCAGUCGAGCCACUGUCACAAUUUCUGGAUUUCAUCACUUACAGCUAUAUGAUUGACAAUAUCAUUCUGUUGAUCACUGGUACUUUGCAUCAAAGACCUAUUUCAGAGUUGAUCCCGAAAUGCCACCCACUUGGUAGUUUUGAGCAAAUGGAAGCGAUUCAUGUUGCUGCCACACCUGCUGAGCUAUAUAAUGCCGUAUUGGUAGACACACCUUUAGCACCAUUUUUCGUGGAUUGCAUUUCUGAGCAAGAUUUGGAUGAAAUGAAUAUCGAGAUAAUAAGAAAUACACUCUACAAGGCUUAUUUGGAAGCAUUUUAUAAAUUCUGCAAAGAACUUGGCGGUACAACUGCAGACACCAUGUGCGAGAUACUUGCUUUUGAAGCGGAUAGAAGAGCGAUCAUUAUAACCAUUAAUUCGUUCGGAACUGAAUUGGGUAAAGACGACCGCGCGAAACUGUAUCCACGUUGCGGACGUUUGAAUCCAGAUGGAUUAGCGGCUUUAGCAAGGGCCGACGAUUACGAGCAAGUCAAGGCUGUAGCAGAAUAUUACGCGGAGUACAGCGCCUUAUUUGAGGGAGCAGGCAAUAAUCCUGGUGAUAAAACCUUGGAAGACAAGUUCUUCGAACAUGAGGUUCGUUUAAACGUUCAUGCGUUUCUUCAACAAUUUCACUUUGGGGUAUUCUACAGCUAUCUUAAAUUGAAGGAGCAAGAGUGCCGUAAUAUUGUAUGGAUCGCGGAAUGCGUAGCUCAGAAGCAUCGUACUAAAAUAGACAAUUAUAUCCCUAUAUUUUAAAUUAUAUGAUCGAGUCGGCAAUGUCAGUCAUCUAUAUUUACUUUCGUAACAACAACGUUUACGAUGAACCAGUUGAUUAAUCAUGAUCUAUUAUCUAUUUCAUCAAGUCGGUUAUGCCUUCGAUUCCAUAACGCAAAUAGCGCACCAUUGUAUAAUGUUUCGAUCGAAUUGAUUUGCUAAUUGUUUUAGAAAAUAAUAUUCGCGUGAAGUUUUAUUUUUAAACAAUGGAAUAUGGUACGUAAAUAUAUGGUUAAGCACACACAGAUGUUGAGAAUUAUUUAGAAUUGUUAUUGUCGCAUAUUCCAAGAUUUUAAAACUUCCUCGCCGCGGUUAUGUUGAACCGAUAUUUACUGUCAAUAUUGAAAAUUUACAAUUAAUGUUGCGUAUACUAUAGAUUUUCAGUGAACGGGAAAUGAACAUCAGAAUGCAGCAAUGAUUGGUGAAAUUUAAAUAUAAAGACUCAAAAUUCUUACAGAAUACUUUGAAGGGGAAAGAUAUGUCCAUAAAAUUGUGUAUUCGAACGAGUAGAUUUGUAAAGUGCUCCAAAAAGUUUUUCUUUUGUUCUAAUAAUCAACGAAUCAGCCGCAAAAUUAACGUAACAUAUGUCCUACUUUUUAUAUGCAUUAAUUAUCAUAAUUCAUGAAUUAUAAUAACACAUUUAAUUUAAUUAUAAUUAAUUGCAAUUUUAAAUAUAUGUGAUUUUAAAAUUGUUAAUUAGGAUCGCGACGAGGAAGUUUAAAAUGGUACAGUAGAAUUUGUGUACAUAGUGUAUUUUAUUGUAAUCGUCAAUGUAAGUCAUUGUCACGUGUUAUUUCAUGUUGUAAUUAUCAAUUCGAGAAUUGUAAUAUAAAGUAAUAAAAAUAUACAGCAUUCCAUAUGA